AUGCAGGACACAGUCCCACGUGCUGUGAGCCUCAAUAUUGCGUCUGAAAGGACUGAUGGAGCGGGGAACGUGGUGAGCCACCCACCCGGCGGCACAGCGAUGUAUGUAAGGAGCAUGGCUGCCGCCGAUCUCGUCCACUCUGCUCCAACAGCCAGACAGCCAGACAGACUUCUUCCCAAGCACCCAGACUUAGCUGCUAUAAUGGCUGUCCUCUCCAAGCUUGCGUCGGUCGCUUCCGUCGUCCCGGUCCUCAUCGGACUGGUCCACGCCGGCUCCCUUGCCGACAUCGACCAUGUCGUCCUCUUCAUGCAAGAGAACCGUGCUUUUGACCACUACUUUGGCACCAUGGCCGGUGUCCGUGGCUUCUCGGACCCCAACGUCCAGGUCAACGGCAACCGGACGGUCUGGCAGCAGACGGUCGACGACACCAAGUACCUCAAGCCUUGGUACCUCAACUACCUGGGCGGCGACUGGCUCAAUGCUACGCAGUGCAUGAACGCCGGCAGCAACGGCUGGAACGCGAACCAGCUGGCCAUGAACCACGGCGCCAACGACAUGUGGGCCAUCAAGAACACGCCGUGGAGCUGGGGUCACUUCCGCAGGAGUGACAUUCCGGUACACUUUGACAUCGCCGAGGGGUGGACCAUCGGAGAUAUGUAUCAGGAAUCCGUGAUCGCAUCCACCAACCCGAACCGCGUCACUUGGGUUUCGGGCAGCAUCAAUGCCCCCGGCUCUCCCCAGAACAAGUCCGAGGGUGGGUACCCGUACAUCGACAACAACGAGACUCCCGGCUGCGACAAGGACGGUAUCAACUGCUACCCGCUCAAGUGGAAGACCGCCGGCGACAUCUACUCGGCGCAGAACGUCACCUGGCAGGUCUACCAGGACGCCGACAACUUCGACGACAACCCGUUCGCCUGGUUCGGCCAGUUCCAGACCGCGCCCCAGGGCUCCGACAUGCACAGCCGCGGCAUGCAAGGGCUCACCCUCAACACCUUCUACGAGCAGGCCGCCAACGGCACCCUGCCCGCGGUGUCGUACAUCGUCGGCCCGGCCCAGCUGUCGGAGCACCCGCAGUACUCGCCCCGCGACGGCGUCUGGCUGCAGAAGAAGAUCGUCGAGGCGGUCAUGAGCUCGCCCGCCUACGCCCGCACGGCCCUCAUCAUCUCGUACGACGAGACCGGCGGCUUCGGCGACCACGUCACGCCCUACCACGCCCCCGACGGCACGCCCGGUGAGUGGAUCCAGGACCCUUGGGCCGGCCUCGGCCGCGUCCCCACGGGGCCCGGCUUCCGCGUGCCCUUCUUCAUCGUCUCGCCCUGGACGCGCGGCGGCAAGGUCUUCACCGAGCACGCCGACCACAACUCGCAGCUGCUCUUCGUCGAGAAGUGGCAGGCCGCCAAGGGCCGCGACGUGCGCACCGACGAGAUGCCCGCCUGGCGCCGCGAGCACAUGUCGGACCUCGUCGCCGCCUUCGACUUUGACAACCCGGACCUCAGCCUGCCGCAGAUCUCGUACGCCAUCCCGCCCCACCAGACCAACGGCCAGCUCGACGGCGCCGCCUACUGCACCUCCAAGUACCCCGUGCAGCGCCCGCCGGUCCCCUACUCCGGCCAGCCCGGCGCCGUCGAGGACGUGCCGGCCCUGUCGGAGGAGGGCUUCAAGGAGAUGCGCGGCAUGCUCACCGAGGGCCGCUACCUCGUCCUCGAGUCCGGCGCCGCCGCGCUGGCCAACCCGCGCAACGACUCCGCCCGCGCCGUCACCUCGGCCGCCACGCAGAAGCACGACGACAAGGCCCAGCGCUGGGUCGCGCACGCCGACGUGAUCGGCGGCGACAUGUUCCGCUUCAGCAGCGCCCUCGACGGCAGGUGGCUCGCGCCCAACGGCAAGAUGAUCUCGGACAAGAGCAAGGCCGGCAGCUUCCAGGUCGCCUACGCCCCUAGCAAGGGCUACUCGCUCAAGAGCAAGUGCGGUGUGUGGCUGUCAGCCGGCCAGGACGGUAAGAUCGCGUGGGCUCACGAGGCGGCGUACUGGAAGGCGUACAGUGUCACGUACAAGAACUAG
This is a messenger RNA of Thyridium curvatum, 2064 nucleotides long. RefSeq lists its product as uncharacterized. The transcript is spliced from 4 exons. Bases 1 to 2064 code for a protein of 687 amino acids. The record is from RefSeq and is a predicted model, not a curated record. Lineage: Eukaryota; Fungi; Ascomycota; Sordariomycetes; Thyridiales; Thyridiaceae. Gene Ontology annotation, molecular function: hydrolase activity, acting on ester bonds.